This is a messenger RNA of Chelmon rostratus (copperband butterflyfish), 6251 nucleotides long. It is a transcript of the gene unc5b, whose product is annotated as unc-5 netrin receptor B. NCBI's taxonomy places the organism in Eukaryota, Metazoa, Chordata, Actinopteri, Chaetodontiformes, Chaetodontidae. Gene Ontology annotation, biological process: anterior/posterior axon guidance; netrin-activated signaling pathway. The record is from RefSeq and is a predicted model, not a curated record. The transcript is spliced from 16 exons. Gene Ontology annotation, cellular component: membrane. Gene Ontology annotation, molecular function: protein binding; netrin receptor activity. The coding region runs from base 678 to 3620 and encodes 980 amino acids.
UCCAGCGCUGAUCCCCGUGUUCUUGUUUACACCUCGCGGACGGGGACGAGACAAGACACCCAGGGGCUCGGAACAGACGCGGGAGCCCAGAGUCUGCGGCGGACGCGGCUACCUUGACAGCAUCUCCCCCCCUUGGCACUCCUUUUUUUACGGUCGCACAGCAAGUUUCUCUCCGCUGGAAGCGGGACUCUAUCGAUUAACUUCAUCUCUCCGUUCAGAGCAGAAAUGCGUCAAACUUUUUGGUGACUUUUGCGGCACCUUUGCGCGCAGGGCUCCCAGACAAGCGGGGUUCAAGUGCGGCUGGAAAUGAAAUCUACCAGGAGUAGCACCGACAAAUUGUUCCUGUAUAUCCACAGGGUGUGAUCUCUACGGACCUCUUCAAACUUUGAUUACGGGCGGAAAUUACUCCCUUUCAAUCUUUUUUUGUGACAGCCACAAGCUGCCCGGUGAUGGAUGUGUUUUGAGCGUUGCGCUCUGUUUGCGUCAGUCAAGAACUAUUUACCAAAACAACGACAUUCAACAUAUUAUUACUGGACUGGCUGGUGUUUCACUCUUUCCUGGGAGAUCUUUCCGGGGUAAAGACUUUGUUGGACAGGAGCCACUUUGGUGUGCCAGAAGCACCGCAGGUUACGCUGCGUGGACAACCAGGACGUUUCGCAACGGCGUAGCCGGACAAGAUGCUCUCUGUUCGGAUGCAGCGUGACCAAGGUGUCGCUCCUCUGGUUCUUCUCCUCCUGGUCGGGGGAAGUGUCGUGUCUGGCACUGAGAGCAGUGACUACAGCGAGGCCGAGGUUCUCCCCGACUCAUUCCCGUCAGCACCGGCAGAACCUCUCCCAGAAUUCCUGCUGGAACCGGAGGACGCCUUCAUCGUCAAAAACCGGCCGGUCCAGCUACGCUGCCGGGCAUCGCCGGCAACCCAGAUCUACUUCAAAUGUAACGGAGAAUGGGUCAAUCAAAAUGACCACGUCACCAGAGAGAGCCUGGACCAGAUCACGGGUCUGGUGGUGCGGGAGGUGGACAUCUCGGUGUCUAGGACCCAGGUGGAGGAGCUGUUUGGCUUGGAGGACUACUGGUGCCAGUGUGUGGCCUGGAGCUCGGCUGGCACUACAAAGAGCAACCGUGCCUAUGUUCGCAUUGCAUACCUGAGGAAGAACUUUGAGCAGGAGCCGCUGGGGCGGGAGGUGCGACUCGAGCAGGAGGUGCUUUUGCAGUGUCGCCCCCCAGAGGGCAUGCCCGCUGCCGAGGUGGACUGGCUAAAGAAUGAGGACGUCAUAGAUCCAUCGCAGGACUCCAACUUCCUGAUCACCAUAGAUCAUGAUCUGAUCAUCAAACAGGCCCGGCUCUCGGACACCGCCAACUACACCUGCGUGGCUCGCAACGUGGUGGCCAAAAGACGCAGCAGCACAGCUACUCUUAUUGUUUAUGUGAGCGGAGGCUGGUCUUCUUGGACCGAAUGGUCAGAGUGUAACGCUCGGUGUGGGCGAGGCUGGCAGCGGCGAACACGCAGCUGCACCAAUCCUGCCCCUCUGAAUGGAGGAGCUUUCUGCGAGGGCCCUCCUUUCCAGAGAGUGACCUGCACCACACUGUGCCCAGUGGAUGGCGGCUGGACAGAGUGGGCAAAGUGGUCUGCCUGUGGGACAGAGUGCACCCACUGGCGCAGCCGCGAGUGCCAAGCCCCCCCACCCAGGAACGGAGGAAAGCACUGCAGCGGCAGCAUGAUGGAGAGCAAAAACUGCACCGAGGGGCUGUGUGCGCGCAAUAAAAAGAUUUCUAUUGAACAUGCAAGCCAUCCGCUGGCUCCAGGUAUGGAUGUAGCAGUCUACGCUGGCCUGGUGGGGGCUCUGCUACUGUGUGUAAUACUGGUGUUGUGCGUGGGAGUGCUCGCAUAUCGCCGCAGAUGCCGCCAUCUCCACGGAGACAUCACCGAUUCCUCGUCUGCUCUCACUGCCGCCUUCCACCCUGGCAACUACAAGCCUCCCAGACAGGAUAACCCCCACCCUCUGCAUCCCUCAGCGCCUCCGGAUCUGACAGCCACAGCGGGGGCGUUCCGCGGGCCGCUCUUCUCCCUGCAGCACGGGGUCAACGACAGCCCCCACAAAAUCCCCAUGACCACCUCUCCCCUGCUCGACCCGCUGCCCAGUCUCAAAAUCAAGGUGUACAACUCCUCCACUCUCUCCUCCCUGGAGCUCCCCGCGGACAUGUGCUCCGACGGGGAGAUCCUCAGCCUGAAGUCGGUGGGUACCGUGGGAAGAGAGCGAGACUACCACAGCCACACCCUGUCCAGAGAGCCUGGACUGAGCACCAGCGCCACCCUGGGUAAUCUGGGAGGACGCCUCACAAUCCCCAAUACAGGUGUGAGUCUGCUGAUCCCCCCUGGCACAAUCCCUCAGGGGAAGUUCUAUGAGAUGUACCUCAUUAUCAACAAGUGGGACAAAACUACGCUACCCUCUGAGGGCAGUCAGACUGUACUAAGUCCUGUAGUGAGCUGUGGCCCAUCCGGCAUGCUGCUGAACCGCCCUGUGGUGCUUACUUUGCCCCACUGUGCCCAGCUAGACACACCUACUCCUGACUGGACCCUCACGCUCAAGACACAGACACACCAGGGGGCUUGGGAGGAGGUGCUGACAGUAGGAGAGGAGACUUUGUCGUCUCCGUGCUACCUGCAGCUGGAGGAGGAGUGUUGUCAUGUUCUCAUGGAGCAGCUGGGAACAUACGGCCUGGUGGGCCAGUCCUGCCCUCCACAGCCUGCCUGCAAACGCCUGCAGCUGGCUCUGUUUGCCCCCCGAGCGCCCUGCCUCUCCCUGGACUACAGCCUCCGUAUCUACUGCAUCCAUGACACCCCACAUGCACUCAAGGAGGUGCUGGAUUUGGAGAGGAGUCUAGGUGGAGUUUUGCUGGAGGAUCCCAAGCCGCUGCUCUUCAAAGACAGCUACCACAACCUGCGCCUGUCCAUCCACGACAUUCCUCACACUCACUGGAGAAGCAAACUACUGGCAAAGUAUCAGGAGAUUCCUUUCUAUCACAUCUGGAGCGGCAGUCAGAGACCGCUGCACUGCACCUUCAGCCUGGAGAGGGGCAGCCUGGCGGUGUCACAGCUCACCUGCAAGAUCUGUGUCCGACAGGUCGAAGGGGAGGGACAGAUAUUCCAGCUGCGCACGGAUAUUCAGGAGGUAAUGGUGCCAACUGAACACAACACAGAUAAAGCUGCUACGAAAGCCACACAGCCAUGCCAGAAAGAGGUUGGCCUCAAUGCUUCUCACCUUCUCUCAAUCCAGACUCUACCGCCACACUCGCCCCUCCCCUCAGGAGGCACCUGCCUGCCCUCCUCUCAGGUGGGACCCUAUGCCUUUCGUUUGCCUGACUCCAUCCGCCAGAAGAUCUGUGCCAGUUUGGAUGCACCCAGUGCUCGAGGAUGUGACUGGAGACUACUGGCACGCAGUCUGGGCUUCGACAGGUACUUGAACUACUUUGCAACAAAGCCCAGCCCCACAGGUGUUCUGCUGGACUUAUGGGAAGCUUGUCACCAGGCUGACGCAGACCUGGUCUCUCUGGCGACCGCGCUGGAAGAGAUGGGCAAAAGUGAGGUGCUAGUUGUCAUGACGACAGAUGGGGAUUGUUGAUUGGUCAAGGAAAGGAGAGAGCAAGCAAGACAUUCUUUUUUUCCCCCGGCCGCCGUGAUGAAAAUAAGCAUACCUGCCUAUGAAUAUGCACAAAUCGCAGGCCCACAGAGCAUUUUGGUCCCUUCACAUGUACUAUAUUACCUCUGCCUCAUCCUCCUUUUCACUGCCCCUUUUCAGCCACCGUAGCUACAUACUCACAAUAACCCUUUCCCACACGGGCCAUCCCAUGAUAACUGCUAACCUGAUUCAGCUUGAAUCCUCCAAAGCAAUGUUGCAUCUGCAAGAUGUGAAACCAAUUUGAGGGUACGAAGGCGUAAAAUGGGUGUUAAGUCAUCUGUCAUAUACGAUGUUGACUGUCUUCAAAGAUUGAAAUGAUGCUAUUCUUGUAUAUACAAAGCUUUGGGACAAACAAACAAAAAAAACCCCAUGUAUUCAGCACAAAAAGGCGCGCACGCACACACACACACACAGACGCUAACACGGGGAUUACCCAUGUUUCAGCAGCAGCAUGAAAGUGCAUGAUUUAACACCGUCUCACCUCAUGGCAGGGGCUUUUGUUUUCUCCAUCACCAUUCUGCGUGUGCAGUGAAUGACAGGCAGCACCGACCUGUCUGCAACCUCCUCAGGCUACAGACACACUGCUACACGCACGCACACACACACGGACAAACUGAUCAUUAACCAGCUCUGAAUCACACAGGCUAGGAUCUCUUGUCUAACUGCUUCAGCUGUCGACAAAUCAUGUGAGGACCGAACCCUCAAGGUUUGAGGGCUUGAGUGUACGCUUUGUGCUGAAAAGAAAAGCUGCCUCUUCUUUGUGGUAGGAGGGUGAAUUGUGAAGUUUGUUUAAGAAUUGGCGGAUAACUAGGCAGACUGACUCUUUAUAUUGUACCAACAAAUGCCUCAAAGCCUUGGCAUAUCAUUCCGACUCACAGGGGUGUUUCUCUUUCAUCUCUCCUCGCAUUCCUCUAUCGCUGCGCCACACUCCUCCGACCUGUUGAGAAUAAACUGCAGGAGAGCUUUCUGGUCAUCCCUUAAAAGUUUCCUUUGGGGAACGCUCUUUAAGUUAUUAUCCAUAUUUGUGGAUUUUUGUUUGUUUGUAUUUUUUUUUCAUUGUCAGUGCUGUUAACGAUCAUAUAGAACCUGUUCUAUCUGCUGUGCUUGUUUCGGCUGCGGAGCUGCUGUCUUUUAUUUUUGAUUCUUGUAGAGCGGGCCAAAUGGGAGAGUUAGGUGCACAGUGGACGUCUCAGUUGUGAAUAAUAACACCGUGUUUAUUUGUCAUUUUUAAUACUGUGUAUCUAUUCAAAAUGUAAAGUAUAACCUGUAAAACAUGAUUAGAGGUGGUCAAAUGUCCAGGUGAAUAUACUGUAGGCAUUUUGCUUUGCUGUGACUAAGGGCAGUUUCCACUGUUCAGAGAUGAGUACAACACAAUAGAUUAGCCUCGCCUUGAAUAAUUAGGCAGCAAGGGACCAUCAAAUUUACCUCAACUCUAACUGCAUUAUGUCUCGAUCUAUUCUCUGUCCACCGCUUAUCUAUGUGUCUAUCUGUCCAUCCAUUGCCCUGUAUAUCAUUAUGUCUCCCCACUCUCAUCUUGAUAGCACAUUGUCAACCUUUUUACUAAGCCACCUGCUUUGUGGUCAGGGUCCUCAUGCUGUUUGCAUUAUCACUAUUGUUCUGUCAGUUAUUGUUCGACAGGAAUUGAAAUGUUGUCAUUACUUAAGUUUUGUGUGUUAUUGAGUCUUUUUCUCCCUCAAAGCAAAAAAAAAAGUGUUCAUAUCUUUGAAACCACAAAUACCAAAACACAGGCAGUAUCCCUCCUCUUUAGCAGUGAGUCGUGUCACUGUUUUGUGUGAGUGAACUGAAAACAUGUGUGUGUGUGUGUGUGUGUUGAGUGAAUGGGUAUGUUUGGGCAGGUGGGUGUGCACAAGCAGUAUAUGCACACGCUUAAGAUCUGUCAUUUCUCUUUGUAAGUGCUAUGCAAGUACAAAAGAAAAGCGAAGCAUUUUGACUUCUUUUGUUUCCUGGAAGAGUAACUCUAUUUUUUCAGAUCAGGGCAUUGACAGGGUUUUGAUUUUGUAUCCUAAAGUGGUUUAAGAGUGGUUUAGCAUUUUUGGUGCCGGCAUUCUCCAUCUGGAUCAGAAGAAGCGGAUCACUGACCAAGAGAGCCAAAACUGAAAAAGCACAUGUGGGAGAACAAAACAAAGUGUGGUGCAAUGGCUACAAAACAAGUUGUGACUAACAUCAUGAGCCCGUGCCCUGUAGGUCUUUGACCGUGAGGAAAUAUCUGAACAUCACCAGUUCGGUACUUUGGAUCCCUGAACACUGCAGGACUGUUUUCUUUCCUCAAAUCUUGUUACAGAGACUGGCUAGCUGUAGACUACAGUGUUUAUUCGUCCAGAUUUCUUGAGUAUCUGUUGGAUCUUUGGCCAUAGCUCUGGAUCAUUUCUGCUGGAGCUGGACUGGAUCCCUCCUUGCUCCCAUCAAAGAGAAGAAUUUAGCCUUUGUUCACGAGGACAGACAUUUUUAAAAAAACAAAAUGGAUUCAGUGACAUUAUUUUAUCUCUGUAAAGUACCAAUUGUAAAUAAACGGUCUAGCCUUCUUACCUGUAACUAAAUAUAAUUUUUAUGCAA